AUGUCAGUCUUCCAUCGACGAAAGGGCGAGGCCGAGGGGGACGUUGAGGCCGGUGAUCGUGAGGAUCACUCUGGCAGCACCGUCGCUCCCCCCGAGCCUCAGGCCCAUUCCCAUCACCAGGCCCAGCCCCAGGAGAACCUACCCGAGUACGCUGCCCUGGAGCGCUACAUCUCCACCUACCGUGAGGGCUCGCGCAUGGGCGGCGACGACAACCAGAAGAAGCGCCGCAACGUCAAGUGGUGGCAGUUUUGGCGGUCGACUGACUCCGGUCUGCUCGACGAUGCCGAGCCGGCCAAGAGGGUUGUGCCCGAGGCUUGGCUGGACACGGACAUUCGCACUGGUAUUCGUAUCAACGAGGUCGACGAGAGGAGAAAGUGGUCUGGCUGGAACGAGCUGAGCGCCGAGAAGGAGAAUAUGUUUGUCAAGUUUCUUGGUUUCUUUACUGGUCCUAUUCUAUAUGUCAUGGAGGUUGCCGCCCUGUUGGCUGUCGGUCUGGGUGACUGGAUCGAUUUCGGUGUCAUCUGUGGUAUCUUGCUGCUCAACGCUUUCGUCGCCUUCUACCAGGAAAAGUCCGCUGCCGAUGUCGUCGCCUCUCUCAAGGGAGACAUUGCCAUGCGAUGCACUGUUGUCCGUGACGGCCAGGAGCAGAACAUUCUCGCCCGUGAAAUCGUUCCCGGUGACAUUCUCAUCAUCCAAGAAGGUGACACCGUUGCCGCUGAUGUUCUCCUGAUUUGCGACUACACUCGUCCUGAGGACUUCGAGGUCUUCAAGCAGCUCCGCGCUGAAGGCAAGCUCGGCAGCAGUGACGACGAGGCUGAGGAAGACGAAAAGGAACAUGAGGAGAGCGUUCUGGUCUCCCACCGCGCCACUUCUCUUGUUGCCGUCGACCAGUCCGCCAUCACUGGUGAGUCCCUCGCCGUCGACAAGUACCUCGGAGAUGUUGCCUACUACACCACCGGCUGCAAGCGUGGAAAGGCCUAUGCCAUUGUCACCGCCACUGCCCACGACUCCUUUGUCGGUAAGACUGCCGACCUGGUUCAGGGCGCCAAGGACCAGGGUCACUUCAAGGCUGUCAUGAACAACAUUGGUACUUCUCUGCUCGUCCUCGUCAUGUUCUGGAUUCUCGCUGCCUGGAUUGGCGGUUUCUUCCACCACCUCAAGAUUGCCGAGCCCGGCUCCCAGAACCUGCUCCACUACGCCCUUGUGCUGCUCAUUGUUGGUGUUCCCGUCGGUCUGCCCGUCGUCACCACCACCACCCUGGCUGUCGGCGCUGCCUACCUCGCCAAGCAGAAGGCCAUUGUCCAGAAGCUCACUGCCAUCGAGUCCCUUGCCGGUGUCGAUAUCCUCUGCUCUGACAAGACCGGUACUCUCACUGCCAACAAGCUCUCCAUCCGUGACCCCUACGUCGUUGAGGGCCAGGAUGUCAACUGGAUGAUGGCCGUUGCCGCUCUCGCUUCUUCCCACAACCUCAAGACCCUCGACCCCAUUGACAAGGUCACCAUCCUGACCCUCAAGCGCUACCCCAAGGCCCGUGAGGUCCUUCAGCAGGGCUGGGUCACCGACAAGUUCACCCCCUUCGACCCCGUCUCCAAGCGAAUCACCGCUGAGUGCCGUCUCGGCAAGGACAAGUUCAUCUGCGCCAAGGGUGCCCCCAAGGCCAUUCUCAAGCUGGCCAACCCCGCCGAGCCCCUCGCCUCUCUCUACCGCGAGAAGGAUCGUGAGUUUGCCCGCCGUGGUUUCCGAUCUCUGGGUGUCUGCUACAAGAAGAACGACGAGGACUGGGUUCUGCUUGGUCUCCUGUCCAUGUUCGACCCCCCCCGUGAGGAUACCGCCCAGACCAUUCUCGAGGCUGCCCAGCUCGGUGUUCCCGUCAAGAUGUUGACUGGUGACGCCAUUGCCAUUGCCAAGGAGACCUGCAAGAUGCUUGCCCUCGGAACCAAGGUCUACAACUCUGAGAAGCUCAUCGGCGGUGGUCUCGGCGGCGCUGUCGCCCACGACUUUGUCGAGCGUGCUGACGGUUUCGCCGAGGUCUUCCCCGAGCACAAGUACCGUGUCGUCGAGAUGCUCCAGCAGCGUGGCCACUUGACUGCCAUGACUGGUGAUGGUGUCAACGACGCUCCCUCUCUGAAGAAGGCCGACUGUGGUAUCGCCGUCGAGGGUUCCACCGAGGCUGCCCAGGCUGCCGCUGAUAUCGUCUUCCUUGCCCCCGGUCUGUCCACCAUCGUCCUUGCCAUCAAGACCUCUCGCCAGAUCUUCCAGCGCAUGAAGGCCUACGUCCAGUACCGUAUUGCUCUGUGUCUCCACCUUGAGAUCUACCUGACCCUGUCCAUGAUCAUCAUCAACGAGACCAUCCGUGUCGACCUGAUUGUCUUCCUUGCCCUGUUUGCCGAUUUGGCCACCGUCGCCGUCGCCUACGACAAUGCCCACUACGAGCCCCGUCCCGUCGAGUGGCAGCUGCCCAAGAUCUGGGUCAUCUCCGUCGUCCUCGGAAUAUUGCUUGCCCUCGGUACCUGGGUCCUCCGUGGAACCAUGUACCUGCCCAACGGCGGUAUCAUCCAGAACUUUGGCUCUGUCCAGGAGAUUCUCUUCCUCGAGGUUGCUCUUACUGAGAACUGGCUGAUCUUUGUUACCCGUGGUGGCCGCACCUGGCCCUCUUGGCAGCUCGUCGGCGCCAUUCUCGGUGUCGACAUCAUGGCCACUCUCUUCGCCCUCUUCGGUUGGUUGUCUGGUGCUCCUGAGCUCGACAACCCCGUCGACCUUGCCAAGCAGCGUCACGAUGGUUGGACCGACAUUGUCACCGUUGUCAUUGUCUGGCUUUACUCUUUCGGUGUCACCAUCUUCAUUGCCAUCAUCUACUUCAUCCUCAACCAGAUCCCCUGGCUCAACGACCUCGGCCGCAAGGACCGCAAGCGCAAGGACACCAUUGUCGAGAACGUCCUCACUGCUCUCCAGAAGCUCGCCAUUGAGCACGAGAGAGACGAGGCGACGGGUGUUGACCGUUACCUCCUUGCCGACAAGGCUAUUGAUAACGAGGAUGAGUAA
Molecule: messenger RNA, 3042 nt
Organism: Trichoderma gamsii
Lineage: Eukaryota; Fungi; Ascomycota; Sordariomycetes; Hypocreales; Hypocreaceae
Product: H+-transporting ATPase
Exons: 3
Coding region: 1-3042 (1013 amino acids)
Biological process (GO): proton export across plasma membrane; regulation of intracellular pH
Cellular component (GO): plasma membrane
Molecular function (GO): ATP binding; P-type proton-exporting transporter activity; ATP hydrolysis activity
Source: RefSeq, a predicted model, not a curated record